AGAAAUUCGGGACGUAAUCAGUUUAAGAGUGCAAAUCCCGCUUUUAACAGUAUGCUGAAGAAGGCUAGGCAGGAAGGAAAGGGCCAGGUACAGCACAAACGACCCAUACCUGCAGAUAACUAUCGGCACAUAUUUUCGUAGUUUCAUAUAUUCGUUGUCAUGUACAAACCUCUCUGUCUCCCCCUCGCCCUCUGCCUCUCUCUCUCUCUCUCUCUCUCCAACUUGAAUCCUUAGGUGCGCAGACUUAACCGACAGCAUUGCAUGUUACAGGUGAUCUUCAAAGGCUGUACCAGCAUCCAAGAGCUAUAAAUCCAGACAUACCAAACGGGUUGCUGCACAAGGUCAUGUUUGAGAUUUUGUUCUACUUUUGUAGAAGAGGAAGGGAAAACAUGCGAGACCUGAAAGUGUCCGAUUUCGAAGUAGCGUCUGAUGAAAUUGGCAGAAGAUAUGUUCGAGAGAAGACCAGUGAGCAAACGAAAAAUCACACCGGUAUUACCAACGAAAGUGAGGGUGACGGUGCAAGAAUGUAUGCGACAGGCACUAAAAUGUGCCUUAGGCAAUACAAUGUGAACAAUGUGGUGUUUCAUGGACAUUCUGCCCAAGAUGUGACAAUGAAAGGCACACUACCUUUCCUCUUCAUGAUCGCACAGCAUGGAUAUGGGCCGAGAAAAAGAGUGCUAUCUAUUCCAACACCCAACACCUGCGUUUGUUCUGGAACCUUUGAAGAUGUGCCAUUGCCGGGCCAACCAAUCACCGUGAUUACAACCACUGGAAGAUAUGAUGUGUUCAUGCCAGUCUAUAGCUGUACAUCUUGCCAGGAGACUGCUACGUAUGAUAUGCAUCAGCUCUUUGGUUGUGGGUACUGGAUUGGUACACCAGUUAGACCCAGUACCAUAUACGACAUUCAGUUAUUUCGAUUAUGGAAUGACAUCGUCGCAGUAUCUCCAGAUUUUCCUGCCUCUCGACUGAAAACUGUACUGGAAAGAGUUGGGAGGAAUCAUGGCAGGUUGAAUAUUCGCUUGAGAAAGAAUUCCAUUGGCCAAUUUAUGGUGAAACUCUCAAAAGAGGCAGAACUUUCUGACACCUACACAAACCACUGUGUGUGCGCAACGACAAUAACUGUCCUGAAUAAUGUCGGUUUCAAAGACAGGGAUAUUGUUUCUGUGUCUAGGCAUCGGAACGAGAAAUCACUUGCAAGCUAUGUUGCUGACACAAGGGUGGACACCAAGCGCAACAUGUCGGAUGCUUUGAGCACUAUCACCAACAACCUGAAUGCUGUUGUUCCAGUGAAGCCAACUUCUACCUGUAGUCAUUCACCAGUGAAUCCAUGUGCCAAGCCAUCCGUCAUUCAGGAUGAGUCAUGUAUAGACCUUUUGGACUGUGACGACUCCGUAUUGUUUGACGCCCUCAGUGAAAUUGACAACCGGAACAAAGUGAACGAAGUAUCGCUGCACACCCAGAACCAGCAAAUCCAAAAUUCAAUGAGUGCUCCAUACUUCAAUUUCAAUAACUGCAUUGUCAAUAUGUACAACAAGUGACUGUUCUAAAUCACGUAUUGAUGUUGACGCUUUCAAUGUGUAUUCCAAAGGAUACUUGGACAAUACUUUUAUUCCAAUGUUUAUUCCAGUUGCAAUGUGUUACGUUUGUGUUUUAAUACAAAUUGAAAUUGUUCGUUUAAGAAACUUUGUCUUAUUCACU
Priapulus caudatus is the source of this 1698-nucleotide messenger RNA. RefSeq lists its product as uncharacterized. The transcript is spliced from 8 exons. The coding region runs from base 345 to 1538 and encodes 397 amino acids. Lineage: Eukaryota; Metazoa; Priapulida; Priapulimorpha; Priapulimorphida; Priapulidae. The record is from RefSeq and is a predicted model, not a curated record.